This is a messenger RNA of Carassius auratus (goldfish), 1701 nucleotides long. Its product is annotated as adhesion G protein-coupled receptor E3-like. The transcript is spliced from 13 exons. Gene Ontology annotation, cellular component: plasma membrane. The coding region runs from base 1 to 1626 and encodes 541 amino acids. NCBI's taxonomy places the organism in Eukaryota, Metazoa, Chordata, Actinopteri, Cypriniformes, Cyprinidae. Gene Ontology annotation, biological process: cell surface receptor signaling pathway; adenylate cyclase-activating G protein-coupled receptor signaling pathway. Gene Ontology annotation, molecular function: G protein-coupled receptor activity. The record is from RefSeq and is a predicted model, not a curated record.
AUGAGCCACUGCCACCCCAUCAUUGACACCUUCAAGCGAGAGGGUCUGAUCCUCAUGUCGCUAGAAGAAUGCAGGACCACAGGACGGUGUAAAGAUCUUCUUGACAAUAUAGAGAACAUGACGGCAGAAGUGCUUCCAUUGACAAAUGUGACCAGCAUUUUGAAUGUGGUCCUCAAAACGUCAGGCAUGAUUUCGGAGUCAUCAUCAGCUGACAAACUGAUUUCAGAUGGAAACCGUUUUUUAAAAGCCAGUGAGAAACUUGUGUCCAUGCUCGUAAAACCAACAAACAUAAGUGACAAUGUCAGUUUUACUCUUGACACUUUGGAGGUAGAAAUCUUCAUGGUUGGACCACAGGUAACCCUAGAGAAAAUCCCUAGACUUAACACAACAAAAUCUUCUGUGGACAUCGAUCUCAUUGGUAUUGCCAAGAACAACAUUGAAACAACUGCUGUGGCUUUCAUGAGCUACAACACGAUGGAGAAUCUACUGAAGCCAGACUUCUUUAACACACCAGAAGACAUGUUUAAAACCAUGAUGUCCACUGUGAUCUCAGCUACUCUUCCCAAAACCAACUACACUAAACUCACCAAACCAGUCAACUUCACCUUGAGACACAUCAGAGAUUUUGAUCCCAGUGGUUCUCUGUCCUGUGUGUACUGGAAUAUCAGCGAGUGGAUUGUAGAUGGAUGUUCUGUUUUAGAGACCAACAGCAGCUACACUGUGUGUUCAUGUGUUCAUCUGUCCACAUUCGCUCUCAUCAUGCAAACCAGCUGUGCACCAGAGAGUGACCCACUGCUGGAUCUGUUGAAUUUGGUGUGUGUGAUCGUGGGGCUGGUGUUCUUCAGUUUGGCCCUGUUGACCUUUGCCUUUUGUCAGUGGAGCCCUGGAGUGAAUAAUGUGGCUCGAAUCAACAUCUGCAUCAGUCUUCUGCUGGCUCACCUUCUGUUCCUGCUCACACAGCAGUUCCUGAAUCUCAUACAGCGUCAGAAGGUGUUGUGUGCCGUGAUCUCAGGCCUUCUGCACUUCCUCUUUCUCUCCGGCUUUGUGUGGAUGUUCAUUGAAGCUGUGCUGCUCUUCAUCUGUGUGAAGAACCUAUCACAGAUCAGCUCCAUUAAUAGAAAGGUUCUUAGCAGUGGAUUCCUGUGUGUGCUUGGAUAUUUGGUUGCUCUGGCUGUGGUGGCCGUGUCUGUUGUGGUGGAUCCUAAUGGAUAUGGAAGUGAAAAGUGCUGGAUGAAAAUAGAUAAAGGCUUCAUUUCAAGAUUUCUGGGACCUGUUUGCAUGAUACUAAUGUCAAACAUGAUUCUCUUCAUCAAAAUCAUCAUCAGUUUAAACUCAACUCUAAAAAAUCUCAAUGCCGAAGUCUCACAGAUGAAACAAACCAAGGUUAUGGUGUUUAAAACACUUGGGCAGUUUGUGGUUCUUGGUUGCUCCUGGAUUCUGGGUUUCUUCACUAAUUGCAGUAAGGUGUUGGAGAUCCUCUUCCUGAUCUUGAACUCUCAGCAGGGAACCUUCAUCUUCCUGAUCUACUGUGUCCUCAAUAAUAAGGUCAGGCAGCAGUACAGGAAGUUCUUCAGAUAUCUUUGCAGUAUCAAACAACAGGACUACAGCAUAAUGUUCAAGAAGUAAAAAAGUACUGCUAAAGUGUCAAUAAUAUACAGGUUAAUGUAUGUUUCUUUUUAAAUACAAAGCAUAAUUAAUGUU